This is a messenger RNA of Knipowitschia caucasica, 1398 nucleotides long. Lineage: Eukaryota; Metazoa; Chordata; Actinopteri; Gobiiformes; Gobiidae. The record is from the annotation of a GenBank genome assembly.
AUGCAAAGCAGGCAGCAGCAAAAGCCAGGCUACGAUGGCAUCUGCAACUACGCCCAAAAGAUCACCUCCUGCUUCGGACUGGACGAAGUUUUGUACCUUAUUCCGAAGCAAUACCUGGAGCAGAUGCCAUACCUCAACCCCAAUGACUACUACCUGAGCGAGAGGCUGCAUGAAGUGUCUACAGUGGUGGGUGGGUGUGGGGGGGUGGUAGUGUAUGGAGGGUUUGGUAGUUUUGUGAGUUUUUGGUGGUUGGGUUGGGGGGGGGGGGAUUGUGGUUAUUGGUUUGUUGGGGUGGUUGUGGGUUAUAUUGUGGGUGUUUGGUUUGGGGUGUGUGGUUGUUGUGUGGUGGUGUUGUGUAUUGUUUGGUUGGUGUUGUGUUGUUUGGGGGGGGGGGUUGGGGUGGGGUGGGGUGGGUGGGAUUUUUGUUUGGUGGGGGGGGGGUUGUGUGUGGUGGUGGGUAUUAGAGUGUGGUUGGGUGGUGUUUGUUGGGGGGGUUUGUGUUGUUGGUGUUGGGGGGUGUGGUGUGGGUGGUGUGGUUGUGGGUGUGGGGUGGUGUUGGGUGGUGUGGUGGUGUUUGGUGGGGUGUGUGGUGGGGUUGUGGGUGUGGGUGUGGUGGUUUGGGGGGUUUGGGUGUUGGGGGUGGUUGGGGGGUUGGGUGUUUGGGUUGUUUGUGGUGGGUGGGUGUUUGUUGGUGGGGUGGUUGGUGGUGUGUGGGUGGUUGGGUUGUUGUGGGGGUUGGGUUUUGUUGUGGGUUUGUGUUGGUGUGGGUUUUGGGGGGGGGGGGUGGUGUGGGGGGGUUUGGGGGGGGUGGGGGUUGUGUGGGGGGGGGGGUGGGUGGGUGUUGGUUUUGGGUGGGGUGGGGGUGGGGGUGUGGUGGGGUGUGGUUGUGUUGGUUGGGGGGGUGGUUUUGGGUUGUGUUAUUGGUUGGGGUGGUGUUGGGUGUGGUUGGUGGGGUGGGUUGGGGUGUUGUUGGUUGGGGGGUUGUGUGGGUGUGUUUUGUUGGUUGUGUUGUGGGGGGUGGGUGGUGUGGUGUGGUGUGGGUUUUGGUGUGUGUGGGGGUGGUUUGUUGGGUUUGGGUGUUUGUGUGGGGUUUGUUUUGGUGGUGGGUGGUGGUGUGAGGGUUGUGUGGUUUGUUCUGUGUGGGUGGGUGGUGGGGGGGUGGGGGGGGUUGGUGGUGGUUGGGGGGGUUGUUGGGGGGGUUUGGUUGUGGUUUGUGGGGUGGGGUGUGUUGGUGUUGGGGGGGGUUGGGGGGGUUUUGGUGGGGUGGGGGUUUGUUUGUUAGGUUGGUUGUUGUGGGUGUGUUGGGGUUUGGUGGGGUGGUGGGGGGGUUGUGUGUUGUGGUUGGGUGUGUGGUGGUGUUGUGGUGUGGUGGUUAGUGUCGUGGCAUCAUUCUUUUAG